This is a messenger RNA of Microthlaspi erraticum, 1305 nucleotides long. Lineage: Eukaryota; Viridiplantae; Streptophyta; Magnoliopsida; Brassicales; Brassicaceae. The record is from the annotation of a GenBank genome assembly.
AUGGGGUCUCCAGAUAAUGUUGACGAGUCUGACCAUGAACUCUGGCACAAGCAAGAAAGGGGUCCUCAUAGUUUUGGACUUGAAAUUGGUAGUUAUGGCAUGCAUCAUGCGAAUGAUAAAAAUCAGUCAUCGUCUGCAGAUCACAGUUUUGUACCCUCAAGUCGGAAAAUACGGUCAACAAGGGGAGCUGAUAUAGAAAAACCCCACUCUCCAGUCAGAGGAGGCAGUCAGAAUCAGAGUGAGGUGAGAAAUGCAGGCUCUAGAUCUGUGUCUUGCGCUAGUUCCGUUAGAAGUAGGACUUCAUCUGAAAGCUCUUGGGAUGGGUCAACCACAAGGGGCUCAAAGGCAGGUAGGGAUAGACGGAAUAGGAAAGUAGUUACUGGGGCUGCGUCUGCACUCUACGGAAAAGGAAAGAUUGUACCUGAGCACUCAAUCCAGGUUGAAGAUGAUAACAGAGAGUGGGUUCCUGUAUCAAGCCAGGAAAUAACAGAAAGAGAUCUUGGCCCUCGGCCUACUGUUGCUUCAUUUCAACUCCAGAGGCAUCAAAUACAUGGUCAUGAACUAGCUCAGGCAAGUGGAUCAGAGACCACAGUGCCCCUUGCUCCAUUUAUCCUUGGCAAUGGCAUGCAACAAAACGAGGUUGAUAAUUCUGGAUAUACUUUUUAUCCCACUGGGCCACCUGUUCCGAUAGUUGCAAUGCUUCCCAUGUACAACUAUCAAGUCGGUGGUAAUGCGACAUCAGAUCUUUUGGCAAGCCAUCUCGGUGUGGAUGAAGGAGUGGAGAAUCAUGAUCCCUGUAAAACUUUUAACUCGUUCAAGGGGUUUGAUCAGUCUGAGAUAGUUGUUUCUUCACACUCCACCAGAGCUUCUGUAGAAGCAACAGAGCACAAGAAUGAUAUUCUUAAUGGUGAUUUCACAAGUCAUUGGCAGAAUUUGCAGUAUGGCCGCUCUUGCCAGAAUUCUCAACAUCCGCCUGUGUUGUAUCCUGCUCCGGUUGUAGUGCCACCUGCUUAUCUCCAGGGGCGUGUACCAUGGGAUGGUCCUGGAAGACCUCUUGCUUACGCCAGUCUCAUGAAUCAGCUCAUGAACUAUGGACCUCGUCUUGUACCCGUUGCUCCUCCUGUACAACCUGUUUCUCCUAGGCCCCCUAACAUGUACCCUCGUUAUGCUAAUGAAACUCCCAGAUAUCGAAGUGGGACUGGGACCUACUUUCCAAAUCCUAAGAUUUCUCCAAGGGAGCAGCGGCCUUCCUCUGGCAUGAGGCGAGGAAAUUAUAGGCAUGACAGAAACGAGCAUUAUGGAUGA